Molecule: messenger RNA, 2291 nt
Organism: Caenorhabditis sp. 36 PRJEB53466
Lineage: Eukaryota; Metazoa; Nematoda; Chromadorea; Rhabditida; Rhabditidae
Source: the annotation of a GenBank genome assembly
AUGCGAGUCUUGCAGGUGAUCAAAACAUCGGCGGACAAUGCGACAGUAUCAGCGAUCGCCACCUCGCCCACCUCGCCCGAUUCGUUCGUCGACACGUACUCGGCGUCGUCGCUGCUCGGAGAGGAGGGCCGCAUGAUCCUCAUCGUCGUCGUCGGCACCAUCUUCGCUAUUCUCACGUCUGUCGGCAAUUUGAUGGUUCGUCUUUUCCUCUUGUUUUCCACAAUUUUACGAGACGAUCAUAAACCGAGAGGCAAAGAGAAGAAUUCUGUUUUUCAGGUGAUGGUGAGCUUCAAAAUUGACAAGCAACUACAGACGAUUAGCAAUUACUUUUUGUUCAGUUUAGCUGUCGCAGACAUCGCAAUCGGUGAGCUCGAUUCGGUUUUAAACUGGUAUGAACGUGUUCCGUUUCAGGCGUCAUAUCAAUACCCAUGUUCACGUAUUACACGGCUGUACAAAGUUGGGAUCUCGGCUACACAAUGUGCCAGUUCUGGCUGUGCAUCGACUAUCUGAUGUGUAACGCGUCGGUGCUCAACCUGCUGCUCAUUUCCUUCGAUCGCUACUUCUCAGUCACUCGGCCGUUGUCGUACCGUCCGCGGAGAACGACGAAAAAGGCGUUGACGAUGAUCGCGUGUACCUACAUUAUUUCUCUGAUCCUCUGGCCGCCGUGGAUCAUCUCGUGGCCGUACAUCGAGGGAAAGUUCACCGCGGAGCCGGGCACUUGCGUCGUGCAAUUCCUUCAGACGAAUCCCUACGUCACUGUGGGAACUGCGGUGGCUGCGUUUUAUCUUCCGGUCACAAUCAUGUGCAUUCUGUACACGAGGGUCUACUGGGAGACACAGAAACGGCAGAAAGAGUUCGGGAAGCUGCAGGCGACUCAGGUGAGCGUUGAGAGUUUGACAGAAAGCUGAGCGAUCAGACAGAAACAGACUUGGGCGAGCGAUGUGGUAGAUCGGCCGUCGAUGAGAAACUCCAAGAUUUGGAGAAAAGUCAAGAAGGUUACAAUUCAAUAGACAUCCCGUUUUCAAACUCAAAUUCAUCCCACAAAUCCCAUUUUUGCUGUCAUGAACACCCACUUCUUCCGUCUAUAAGCAUGAGCUAUCCUCCCAAACGUUUCUUGAAUCGGUCUAGUCCAUUUCAUCGUUUUGUUUUACAGUUCUCACGACGGUCCAUGAAACGAGACGUGUCUUCGGCUUCAAUUGUGAAAUCCAGUGGAUCGAUGCGGAAAAAGAAUCACGAGGGAUACGGGGAAGACAGUUCGACGCCCUGCACAUCAUCCAGAAACUCCAAGAGGAAAUCGUGGCUCCGGAAUUGCACGGGCAAAUCGAAUUCCUCGUCGGAAGACAGUUCGGAGGCGGCGGCCAUGAAUUUGGACGACACCUCGUUGAGCUCCAGUCAUUUCGCACUGAGUGGCAGUCGGAGGAGGAAUGCUUCUCCGCCUUGCACGCCCAUGCCGACCAACUUUGUGAGUUUUCAUUUAAAACCUUUCUUUUUUACACUUUUUUUUCUAGGAAGACGAGGAGCAGACGGAUGCGGGGGCGUCGAUGAGAAACGGUUCGGCGAGGUUCCGGAGCCGUCCGCCGUGCGACGCAUCCAAGAACAACAACUCGGACACUUACACCGUUCUCAUUGAGCUCAACGACGAGGGAAGCCGUCCGAGUGUCCGUCUCAGCAGUUGUGAGCCAUAUCUCGAGUGAGUUUCCGGUGUCUGAGCUCAGAAAGGUAACGGUCCCUUAUUCAGUGACACGAUUUCAACGCGCAACCGUUCGAAGAGCGACUGCAACAGUGAGAUGGACGAGCGACGGCAGAGCCUUCUGGCCAAGCAGUCUCCAUUCAAGAACGGACGGAUUCUCAAGAAUUUCAGUUCUCAGGAGAGGAAAAGUGAGAAAGAGCAAAGGAAGAACGAGAGGAAGCAGGAGAGCAAGGCGGCUAAGACACUUUCAGCCAUCCUCUGCGCAUUCAUCGCCACGUGGACACCUUAUAACUGUGAAUUGAUGACUGAGAGAAUGAAAUGACAAUUGCACUUUUCAGUGAUCGUCUGCUGGGAGGCGUUCUUUCCGAACACGGUCCCGAACUAUCUGUGGACUCUCAGCUACUUCCUCUGCUACAUCAACUCUACCAUCAAUCCACUGUGUUAUGCUCUUUGCAAUGCCAGGUUCAUAUUUCCGUCAAACUUCUUCUUCUUCUUCUCACCGUGCCCAUUCAGAUUCCGUCACACGUACAUGCGCAUCCUUCGGUGCAAAUUCAAGGCGGAACGGCCGACCAUCAAUCAGGGAUACGUUCGUCGAAAUUAA